AUCGCCGCCUUCGCUUCGGAAUCAAAAGGAAGCUCCUUCUCAGGCUAGAACCAUCCCAUUCUCAACGCCUCGUCUGGUGCGGGCUGCACGUAGGCAUGAUGGACGACCUGAGCAGUAACUCGUCCGACUAUGCCGCCAACAGCUGGGUGACAUGGUUCCUCAGCACAAAGGGCAACGAGUACUUUUGCGAAGUCGAUGAGGACUACAUCCUCGAUCGGUUCAACCUCACCGGCCUCAAUGGCGAGGUGCAGCACUACCCGCAGGCCCUCGACCUCGUCACGGACGCCCUUGAAGACGAUCUGGACGAUGAGGCGAGAGACUACAUCGAGGCGCAAGCUCGGCUGCUGUACGGUCUCGUCCAUGCCCGGUACAUCAUCACAACACGCGGACUCGCAAAGAUGCUCGAAAAGUACAAGCGUGCCGAUUUUGGUCGCUGCCCGCGGGUCCUGUGCUACCAACAGGCGCUUCUUCCCGUCGGCUUGUCCGACCAACCGUUCCAAAAGGCCGUCAAGCUCUUUUGCCCGCGCUGCGAGGACAUCUACAGCCCAAAGUCGAGUCGGCACGGCACAAUCGACGGCGCCUUCUUCGGCAGCACCUUCCCACAUAUGCUCUUUAUGGUGUAUCCGCACAUGCUGCCGAGCAAGUCGCAGACGUCGCAGUCGCCCUUCUUGCUGUCCCAAGGUGCUGGCUCUUCGAAUCGGACGAGCCACGAUGGGGGAGUACCAGGCGGUGGGGUUGGUGGGACAGGCGGCCCAGGUGGGAAAUUCAUGCAGGAUGGAACUGGGGCCGGAGGACAGCAAGGGGAUGGCGACUCGCCCACCUCUAGCUUCUCGCCGUUGGCAGCUGGCCCGGGCGGCUCGGCGCAACAGGGUGGGGCAGGGACAGGAAGCGGCAACGGGCUGAUCCCGGGAGCAGGCGCAGGCGCAGGAACGGCGGGCGGAGGUGGAUCGGGCCCAGCAGGGGCGCCGGGCGGAUCGACGGCGAAUGCAGCGCUGAAGGUGGAACGCUAUCGACCGAGAAUCUUUGGCUUUCCCACUCAUGAGACGGCAAAGCUUCAUCGAUGGCAGGAGAGGCAGCGGGAUAUCCAGAUUGAGCGGCUCGAGAGGGCAGAGGCGGGCGUCGUCAUCAGUGCCGCGCCCGACGCGGGUGUGGGCCCAGAAGCAAGGACGGGGACUGGGGGUCUGGAUUAGACCAGCGCAAAGGGACCAUGAAACCAGAUACUAUGUCAUCUAUCCAUCACACUAGGCUCAAAAGACACGAUAAAGGAGGCAUGGCUCUCUCUCUAUAUCUCUGUCAUCUGCCACAAUUAAACAUGUAUUGACAAGU
Molecule: messenger RNA, 1326 nt
Organism: Acaromyces ingoldii
Lineage: Eukaryota; Fungi; Basidiomycota; Exobasidiomycetes; Exobasidiales; Cryptobasidiaceae
Exons: 5
Coding region: 96-1190 (364 amino acids)
Cellular component (GO): cytoplasm; protein kinase CK2 complex
Molecular function (GO): protein kinase regulator activity
Source: RefSeq, a predicted model, not a curated record